AUGGGUUUUGAUAUGAACUCGUGUGUAGCUGAUGUUCCGGAAUUAAAUGCGAAUGAUCAUGAUAGGUUGGUUUGGUGUACAAAUGGCAGUCGGAAAACUGAGUUUACUACGGCAAUAGUGUGGGAUGAUUUGCGGCAUUCGAAUAAUGAGGUGCAAUGGGCGAGUGUAGUCUGGUUUCCUCAAGCUAUACCUCGCCACUCUUUUCUCUUAUGGCUGCUUGUUCUACGAAAAUUGAAAACCCAUGAUGUCAUGAGUCGAUGGAACUCCGGUAAUAUGAAUCUUAACCUGUUAUGUUGCUCGUUGUGUUCAAGGGGCCCUGACUCGCAUGAGCACUUGUUUUUUGAAUGUGAUGAAGCCAAGAACAUUUGGUAUGGGGUUCGGGGAAGAGCUGGCAUGGGCGCUAUUCAGAAUUCGUGGAAUGAUAUCUUCGAGUAUCUGUUGAGUAUAGCUAACUCCAAAAAGGCUGCAAAUGUCAUUGCGAAGCUGGUUGUUGGUGCAACAGUCUAUUUUGUUUGGGAGGAACGGAAUAGAAGACUUUUCACACCGAAAAGGAGAACAAAAGAACAGCUUAUAGAGAUCAUCUUGUCUACGGUCCGAAUGAAGUUACACACUAUGAGGUUUCGGCAUUCUGUCCAAACGGAGCGUGUUUUGCAGGAGUGGAGCUUACCCCGAGGGUUGCUAGUUGCGGAUGACGAUUGUGGCUAA
Helianthus annuus (common sunflower) is the source of this 705-nucleotide messenger RNA. RefSeq lists its product as uncharacterized. NCBI's taxonomy places the organism in Eukaryota, Viridiplantae, Streptophyta, Magnoliopsida, Asterales, Asteraceae. The transcript has 2 exons. The coding region runs from base 1 to 705 and encodes 234 amino acids. The record is from RefSeq and is a predicted model, not a curated record.